GCGGGAGCAUGGCCCGGGGCGGAGGGGGCCCGGCGCCCUGAGCGGCGCCAUGCGGGGCCGGCUGCUGGCGCGCCUGCGGCGGCGGCGGCUCUUACGGCUGCUGCUGGCCCUGGGCGCGCUGGCGCUCGGGCUCUGGGCCGCCUACCUGGAGCUGCUGGCGGCGGCGGGACCCGGCGGCGGAGCCGGCCCUGUGCGCAGAUAUGAAAGCUGGAGGGAACUGGCUAAGGUUCUGGCAGACCCAAAUGUCCCAGCUGGGGACCUAAGCCUCCCGUUUUACUAUUCCCAGAAGAUGGGACAUCAGAACCAAGAGCAUCAAAGAAGUGGGAGGAAUAAAUUGAAUUACACAGCUGUGAACAACCCUGUCCCAUGGAUGCCAGAGUUCCAGGGCCAGGCCAACCUGCAUGUGUUUGAGGACUGGUGUGGCAGCUCCACUGAUCAGCUCAGAAGAAACCUCCACUUUCCCCUCUACCCCCACACAAGAACAGUGCUGAAGAAACUGGCCGUGUCCCCAAAAUGGACCAACUACGGUCUCCGGAUAUUUGGCUACCUGCAUCCUUUCACUGAUGGAGAGUUUCAGUUUGCCAUUGCUGCAGAUGACAAUGCUGAGUUCUGGUUGAGUUCAGAUGAAAAGACCUCUGGUCUCCAGCUGCUGGCCAGUGUGGGCAAGACAGGGAAGGAGUGGACAGCACCGGGGGAGUUUGGAAAAUUUUGGAGCCAGCAGUCAAAGGUGGUGAGGUUGUCAGCCUCAGGCAGGUACUACUUUGAGGUGCUGCACAAGCAGGAUGACAAAGGGACAGACCAUGUGGAAGUAGCAUGGAAACUGAAUGACCCAGAUGCCAAGUUCAAAGUCAUUGACUCCCAAUACCUCUCCCUUUUUGCUAAUGAGACACUGUUAAAGAUGGAUGAGGUUGGGCACAUCCCGCAGACUCUGGCUAGCCAUAAGAGCCGGGCUGCUGAUGACACAGGCGGCAAGGCACACCCUGCUGACAUGUUGAAGCCUGACCCCCGGGACACUCUUUACAAAGUGCCUCUGCUCAGCAAGUCACGCCUGCGCCGAGCCCUGCCAGACUGUCCAUACAAGCCUAGCUACCUGGUGAAUGGGUUCCCUCUGCAGCGCUACCAGGGCCUCCAGUUUAUUCAUUUAUCCUUCGUUUACCCCAAUGAUUACAGCCGUCUGAGCCAUAUGGAGAAAGAAAACAAAUGCUUCUAUCAGGAAAACCCGUAUUACUUGGAAAGAUUUGGGUUCUCCAAGUACAUAAAAAUGGACCAGACAGAGAAGAGCCUGGACUCUGAUGACAAGACUGAGCAACCAGGCUUUCAGGAGGGGAACCUGGAUGACCUGCAGUAUGGAGAGCAGGAUGUGGAGAGCACUGUCUCCCCUGCGCACCCCAACAUGCGGCAGGCAGAACCAGCAAGUGCUGCUCCCGGCACAGUGAUGGGCAGCGAUCGUGUCUAUGAGGACUAUUCCCUCCGGGAGCAUCGGCGGCUCCUCUCUGUUGGUGACACAGGGGAGGUGACACAAAGGAGACGGACAAAAAAGUCUGGUGUCAAAACAGCCCUUCUGGCCCCUGCCAACCAAAGCCUCAGUCGAGCUGGCCCAGAGAGAAACCCGGUGACAAAGAGACCUCACUUAAAAGCUGGAGUCAAAGACAACUCCAGAAGCCCUCCGCAGCAUGCCAGGGCCGCCCAGGGCAGAGCACCUGCCAAAAAGGAGAACCCUCCUUCUAGGAGCAGGUCUCAAAGGGAGCAGCCUCUCAGCAGCCCCAGGGACUCAGGGGUCAGGAUUUCCAAAGGUCUGAGACCUCGAGGAGACCUCAGCAUCAUGGAGGAUAGCCUGCAGCCAGCAGGCACUAAGCAAGCUAGGAGAGCUGGCCCAGCAUCCAGCAAAGCCAGCAGGCACCUUGUGGAUACUGCUGGCCCCAGCAAGGACCCGCCACGGCUGGAGCAGUGGCUGAACCAAGUGGAGGCCUACGUGGCUGAGCAGAAGAGGGCCACUGGUGGGGAUGCGGGCAAGGGAGAGACAGAGGUGGCAUCUCUUGCAAAGGGCAAGUCUAGGCCUGAGAAGGUGGCAGCAGAAGAGGAAGAAGAAGAGGUGGAUGGGGAGCCAGAGGAGGAGGAUGAAGAGGGUUUUGAUUAUGUACCAGUGUUUGACCAGCUGGUGAACUGGGAGCAGACUUUCAGCGCAAGCAACCUGGAUUUCCAUGUGCUGCGCACUGACUGGAUUGAUCUGAAGUGCAACACAUCAGGAAACCUGCUGCUGAAAGAGAGGGAAGCCCUGGAAGUCACACGUGUCUUCCUCAAGAAGCUCAACCAAAGGAUUAAAGGGCGGUUCCAGCUGCAGCGUAUCGUGAAUGUGGAGAAACGCCAGGACCGCAUGCGAGGGAGCCGCUACCUGCUGGAGCUGGAGCUGCUGGAGCAGGGAGAGCGUCUCGUCCGCUUCUCCGAGUACAUCUUUGCGCGUGGCUGGCAGGGCGUGGGUGGCGAUGAGCAAGAGGAGAGGAACAUGAGGAACCUGGCUUGGGGUCGCCGGCGUCACCUGAUGGCUGUGGCAAAAGAGCCAGAGCUGUGCUGGCCCCAGGGCUUUUCCUGGAACCACCGUGCUGUGGUUCACUUUGUGGUGCCAGUGAAAAACCAGGCACGGUGGGUGCUGCAGUUCAUCUCUGACAUGGAAGAGCUGUUCCGAGUCACUAAGGAUCCCUACUUCAAUGUCAUCAUCACAGACUACAGCAGCGAUGACAUGAACAUAGAGACUGCUCUGAAAAGGUCUAGCUUGCGCAGCUAUCGGUACUUGAAGCUGAUGGGGAAUUUUGAGCGUUCUGCUGGCCUGCAGGCAGGAAUAGACCUCGUGACGGAUCCACACAGCAUAAUUUUCCUUUGCGACCUCCACAUCCACUUCCCAGCUGGAAUCAUUGACUCAAUCCGGAAGCACUGCGUGGAAGGCAAGAUGGCCUUUGCUCCCAUGGUCAUGAGGCUGCACUGCGGCAUGUCCCCACAGUCACCCGAUGGCUACUGGGAGGUGAAUGGGUUUGGUCUCCUUGGCAUAUACAAGUCUGAUCUGGACAAGAUCGGAGGGAUGAAUACAAAAGAGUUUCGGGACCGCUGGGGAGGAGAAGACUGGGAACUUCUGGACAGGAUCUUACAGGCCGGGCUGGAAGUGGAACGUCUGUCCCUGAGAAACUUUUUUCACUGGUUUCAUUCAAAGCGGGGAAUGUGGAACCGGCGCCAGCUAAAAACAUUGUAGCCUUCAACUCCAGAGAUGCUCGGCAGCACCAUCCACCAUCUUGCCUUGAUGUGCACUUUAUUAAGGCACACAGCCAAGAGCAUAAACUCUGCCUCCACUGGGACAGAAGAAGGAAGUGUCGGGCUAGAAGAGUGGGAGCUUCUCUUGUGAAUCAUUGCAUCCAGCAUGGGAUCCAUGUCCUUUUGGGAAGUUAUAUGUGCGAGCUGUCGCACAGUGAAGGAUUUGUAUUUCCUGCCAUGCAGUCUGGUGGAUGGUACAGUGGGGAGAGGUGCCAUAUUUCCUGUUGAGUCUUGCGUGGUGCAAAUCAAACAAAAAUCCCAGCUAAGCCCAGAAUGUUUUACAGGAAUGCACCUUCUCUUUCAAUACUUGAAGAAAAAGAGGAAAAACAAAAACAAAAACCUCUCCUUCCCUCCCAACCCCUUCCCCAUCUCUCUGGUAUCAAUGCUUUCGGACAGGGGACCAAAAUAUUUUCUCUGAACUGUGUUGUGUCCGUAUGCCCAUGUGCUGACCGCAGAACAUUCUGGAUGAGGAGGUGCUGAUAAGCACUUCACCUUGCUGAUGCUUAGGUGUUUCUGUGUGCUUUGCACUUCAGUCGUUAUGAAAAAACAUGCUCAGUGAAUGUGGAUGAAGUCUGAAGUGCACUUCCCAAAUGAGAGCCACAUUUGCCUGCAGUGGAGCAAGGUGACAGGGGGUGAUGUUUCAGCUCUACCUGAAUUAUUGAUUCACUGCCUGAGGAUAGUGGAGGGGUUAUACAGAGACACUUGGAGGGCAUCUCAGGAGGAAUUUUGCAGCCUUAUCUGACAGACAUACAUGUUUGUCCUAAAAAUAUCAGGGAAACCCUCACAGGGAAGAAGUGGCAAUAUUUUAUUAGCUGAUAUAUUGAGAUUUUGUCAGAAAAAGAGGAGACAGAUUUUUCUGCUCUCUAAAUCCUGUACAUUUAUGCAGUAUCUAAAGGUUAAUUUAAUAAAUUAAGACUUAACAGUUAGGUCCUGUUAUAGUUCGACUUUCAUGUAAAGAGCAGACUUGUUUGUGUUGUCUGAGGAACUGGCACAACUGUUGGGGCUUCACUUUUGGAGCAGCCCUGGGAGCCCAGUAUGGAGAAGAUGGCUUCUCCACACUUGGCAUUUGCAUUGGUUGUAAGGAUCAGUGAGGGCAGAAGAGGUCCAGGUGAAUAAAACGAUGGUCAGACCCACGCCUGCACUGAUGAGAAAGCUGUGGGAAGAGCUUGUGUCCACAGCCAGCCUCAUGCCAGAGCAAAUUCUCAGCCCCUGAAAUUACCAUAAAUUCAAGGUAAGAUUUUUACCUCUAAAACCAUUUUACAGGACUGCACUCUACACUGGAGCUUCAGGGUCCCCAUACAAAGCUGAAAAGGCUGCUGCUGGUCUCAUGCUUCUGUGGGGAGUGUGACACUGAAUGCUCCUCACGACUCUCAGCAAUGAAGGGAGUUGUUGAGUAGUGAGCAAUGGAGGUGUGCAGCACACAAGCAGUGUCUGAAGUGGUACUAGAGCUGCUUGCUUUUAGGCUGAUGGAACAGAUGCUAAUUCAGAAUAGAUAUUUGUUAUUAAUUCCAUGGUGCUUCACAAGCCCAUCAGGCUCCACUGUUGUGGUAGAAAACGGAACAUGUGAGUUCUGGCACACAAAAUAAAUCUUGUCAAAUCA
Messenger RNA from Lagopus muta (rock ptarmigan), 4900 nucleotides. RefSeq names its product beta-1,4-N-acetyl-galactosaminyltransferase 3 (gene B4GALNT3). The transcript is spliced from 20 exons. Gene Ontology annotation, cellular component: Golgi cisterna membrane. NCBI's taxonomy places the organism in Eukaryota, Metazoa, Chordata, Aves, Galliformes, Phasianidae. Gene Ontology annotation, molecular function: acetylgalactosaminyltransferase activity. The coding region runs from base 50 to 3241 and encodes 1063 amino acids. The record is from RefSeq and is a predicted model, not a curated record.